AUGCGAUUCUCAACAAGUGCUAUUCUGGUCACCGCACUGGGGUGGAUCACCGCCGCGACCGCACACACCAUCCAGCUCAAGGCUCACUCACGAGAGUGCUUCCAUGAGUCCCUACACAAGGACGAUGUCAUGACCGUCACCUUCCAAGUCGGAGAUCGCGAGUUUGGAGGAAGUGGAAACCUCGAGAUUGAUUUCUGGGUCGAGGACCCCCAGCGAAACCGCCAGUACUUCAAGAACGCCGUCUCCUCCGACGAUUACUCCUUCACUGCGUUGUCCGAUGGAAAAUACAACUACUGCUUCAGCAACGAGGGCUGGACCUCCAACUCCAAGGAGGUUUCUUUCAACGUCCACGGAAUUGUCUACAUCCCCGAAUCUGAAAUGUCGAAGGAACCCAUCGAGGUCGAAGUUCGCAAGCUUUCCGAGGUUCUAUCGCAGGUAAAGGAUGAGCAGUCAUACAUUGUGGUUCGCGAGCGCGUACACCGGAACACCGCAGAGAGCACCAAUGGUCGCGUGAAGUGGUGGAGUAUGUUCCAGCUCAUGGUGGUCAUUGCGGAGGGUGUGUUCCAGGUGUGGUGGCUUAAGAGAUUCUUCGAGGUCAAGCGCGUGGUCUGA
Molecule: messenger RNA, 612 nt
Organism: Penicillium brevicompactum
Lineage: Eukaryota; Fungi; Ascomycota; Eurotiomycetes; Eurotiales; Aspergillaceae
Product: p24 family protein
Exons: 4
Coding region: 1-612 (203 amino acids)
Biological process (GO): Golgi organization; intracellular protein transport; endoplasmic reticulum to Golgi vesicle-mediated transport
Cellular component (GO): endoplasmic reticulum; COPII-coated ER to Golgi transport vesicle; endoplasmic reticulum-Golgi intermediate compartment
Source: RefSeq, a predicted model, not a curated record